AUGGGCACCGAAUCGGCACGCUCCACUAGCCCACACGAAACAUCAUUUCGAGCGGAUCCGAUAGAUGCUCCGAUUUGCGAGCCGAAUGCUCCAUUUCCUGAGCUCGGUUGGACUCAGCCCAGUCAAUCCUUUAGAUUUGACACCGCCGAGCUUGUUGCUAUCGAUGACCUACUUGAUGCUCCUGGUGAGGAAUCAAAUGCUUUGAAUAGCUUUCAGCAAGCCGGAACUCCCAGAAUAAAAGAGGAAGUCCAUGAAGAUAUCGAAGAGAUACCAAGAAAGCCGAGAGAUAGAACAAAGGAAAAAGCGAGUCUACAGGAGCCAAGAAUACCCACUAACUUUCUUUGGAAAGCGCUUCAAGAAACUCACAUAGAGUUAGAUGAUUCCGAUGACGAGGACUUUGACGACUUGUGGGCAAGUGUUAGGGCUUUGAACCAGCAAAAUAACCUUCAAUCCACCAUUCAAAUCGAUGAUCAAGAGAAGAGCGACUGUUUGGUGAUCGAAGAUGGGCAAGAGAAGCCGAUCAAGAGCGAGCCGCUUGAAUCUGAGGCUCAUGGCAUUUUUGGUCCUCCACCCAAAUGCAUUGUUGAUGACGAUGGAGUCGUUCAGAUACUGGAGUCUGACGACGAAGCCCCUGAAAACACCAGAUCGACACUCACUAAGUCCAUGCUUCGUGGAGCGAAUCCGCGAGGCCAACGGACUGCAGAAGAUGUCGCAAGAUUGAGACAGAUGCAGAAAUACUAUAUCGCGGCAGCACAAAGGAAUGCUAAAGGCAACGAAGAAGAGCCAAUCGAGAUAGCAGAUGAGAAUGCUUGGAUGCAGCAACAAACACGAAUGACUGAAGACAAAGAUGCAACUCAAGCGUUCAUGGUUUUGCGAAGGGCGUAUCGGACGAAAUGUACUAAAGGGAAAAACACUUUCGAAGAUGACUUCGAAUUUGGUCAAGCAGAAAAGGCGCAUAACGAACGACAGAGACUUUUGCAGAUAGAACUUGACAACGACGAGAGAAAUGAAGACGUAGAAAGCGUGGAUGGUCUAUUUUUUCCUAGUCCAUCCAACAAGCGAGGCAAGGAUGAUCAAGAUAUUGAGCCCCAGGAAGCGAUAAGGCGCAAACACAGGCCUAAGGAUACAGAUAGUCGCACCAAGGCAGACUUCAGCAAGGAACUGACUGAUAACAUGAUGGCCGGACUUCCAUUUAUACUCGGUAAUCGCAACGCUGAACUGCAAGAAGAUGGCUCAGUGCAGCCAUCCAAAACAAAACCCUCUUAUAAAGCAAAGAAGAAGAACAUUCAGCAGAGUGCGAAUUCUAAUGCUAAGGGUAAAGGGAAAAAGAAGUGCGGUAUUGCGAAAGGCUUUCUGCCCCCACAAAAAACGGGAACUUCAUAUCAGCAAAAACAUCUUACUGGAACCCAAACUCUACUCACAAGUGAUGUUUUUCACGAUACGAAUGCAUCGGCAAACAUGGAGGGUAUGCCCGUUCUGAGGGGUAGCAAAAAGUCAGACGCGAUGCGUGACUUACUCAAGGGUCUCGACUUAACAGAGGAAAAGCAGGCUAUCAGUGAUAAGGAGAACAUAUUGAGUAUGGGCCGAGUCCUUGGCGGUGUCAGAGUCGCAGAUCGUGCAAGUGGGUGGAACAUGAAGGGUAUGUCUCAAGUUCUGCGCCACCAUCAGAUCCAGGGUGCUGGGGCUAUGAAAAAGCGAGAAAUUCAAGAGGAAAGCCCAAGAGGUGGCAUUCUGGCGGACGUGAUGGGGUAA
This is a messenger RNA of Bacidia gigantensis, 1752 nucleotides long. RefSeq lists its product as uncharacterized. NCBI's taxonomy places the organism in Eukaryota, Fungi, Ascomycota, Lecanoromycetes, Lecanorales, Ramalinaceae. The transcript has a single exon. The record is from RefSeq and is a predicted model, not a curated record. The coding region runs from base 1 to 1752 and encodes 583 amino acids.